Molecule: messenger RNA, 5374 nt
Organism: Dermochelys coriacea (leatherback sea turtle)
Lineage: Eukaryota; Metazoa; Chordata; Testudines; Dermochelyidae
Product: guanylyl cyclase-activating protein 1
Exons: 4
Coding region: 4715-5314 (199 amino acids)
Biological process (GO): visual perception; positive regulation of guanylate cyclase activity
Cellular component (GO): cone photoreceptor outer segment; photoreceptor inner segment
Molecular function (GO): calcium ion binding; calcium sensitive guanylate cyclase activator activity
Source: RefSeq, a predicted model, not a curated record
AAUGAAACUGACAGUAUGCUUGGCCCGAGUCUCUCAUUUGUGCAGGAUAUUCUAGUGCAGUGUGUGGGUUGAAGGGGAAAGGUAAAGCUUAUCUGGAUGGCUGUAGAAGACCACUUGGGAGAUACUGCAGGAGCUAAGCUUUCACAGCAGCCUAGCAAACAGCUAUCGUCACUUCUACACAACUCCUCCCAGAAUGCAGUGUAGUAGUGUAAACCUACCAUUGCGGUUAAGUUACCAAAACUAGCCACUAGCUGGCACUUUAAAUGAAGAAUAUUAAAAUGACAACUGGUGCCUGUGAUAGCAAUGCAGUGGAUAUAGGGGUUGGGUGAAUCCAUCCACCUGAUGAAUGUACUGAUCUCUGAGAAAUAUGUUGCCUAGAGUGUGUGUAAUUGUAAUGAUAUAGGAAAACCCAGUCAGACUUGUGUCCCUGUUGCUGGGAACUCUUUAAAUUGAGGUAGUGAGACUCAGCAGUGAGGUGCAUAAAAUAUUAAUUCUACUGAUCAUCUAUGUACUGCAUGGGUAUCCCCACAACUAAACGCCAGACUAAACGCUAGAUGUCUUGCCCCAGCAUGCACUGGGCUCAGUGUAGAACCUGGGCUGUAUUCCCUAGGAGCUGGUCUCUUCUUUGGUUUCCCAAAGUCCUGGUCAGACUCUGGAAAGCAUAAUAACCCCUUCAUUGCUAGGCAUGGUAUGACAUUGUGCUCAGUGAGGCAGAAAGCUCGUUUUGUGUUUGGAGCUGUAAAAACUUGUUUUGUGUUUGGUAAUUAUCACUGAAAUGUAUCAGGCACGGGGGAGGUCUCUACUAGCCCCGACUUAGACUACACUGUAAAAGAUGUCAGGUGGCACAAGAUAUACAGGAUUUUUUUUAAUAGUCUGCGAAUCAAAUGCAUUGGCAGAAAGGUACAACUAUAAUCAUAAUAUUUUGUCCUUCUGUAGCAUUGUGAGCUGAUGGACUUCCCACUCUGCUCUGAACAGUGUAGUCAUAAAGUCCAAACGUAUCCUCUUUCCUGGAGUUUGGCUUGACUGGCAGUUGAAACAAUAACAGUAUGUCAUAAAUCUUAGCCCAAGUCUGGCUGGUCCUAGGGCUUCCCUGCUGAAAUCUCUGUGCCCCAGACCUUGUGGUCGGAUGAUCAUCACACACUUCCUAUCUUCGUAGAAUUAACAAGCCAUGCCUGCUAUAAUGAUCCAACAGAACUUACUCAGCAACUUUAUGUAGGGUUCUAACUCUUAUUAACAGAGUGGGUUGGGGGAGAACCUGGACUCCCCGUUAGAAGCACCUUUUAGCAAAGGAGUUUAAAGCAUUUUACAAGUAAUAAUUAACUAAGCCUCAUGACCACCCCCAUGAGGUAGAAGACUAUCAUCAUCCCCCUAUUUACUGCUGGAAACUGAGGCCCAGUGAGCUUAAGGCCCAGAAACUCAAAGGUGUUUAGGCACCCAACUUCCACUGAAAUAAUUUAAAACUAGGCACCUAAAUAACUCUGAGGAUCUGGGCCCACGUGCUUAGCCCAACCUCAUACAGGGAGUCUGUAGCACAGCUGGGAAUUUCACAUGGCACCUUGCAAUAUCCUGAAAUAAUUCAGGGCUUUCAUUCUACUCAAUGUGUGCUAGAGAUUAGCCCUAACAGCCAGAGCCAAGUUUGGAUGUGUUUAAACCGGAUUCAUUUCAGGCCCAUCUCUUCUGUCUGAUCCUGCUAACAGCAGGUGCCACUGCAUUUACUGACUCUGAAUUGAAGAACUGAGUACACUUAACACUAAAGAACAGUGGCACCUCAUAUUUCAGAUGCUGUCAAGAUGCACAGGGGAGUGGAGGCCUCCAUUUGCUUCAUGCGUUCCCCCUUUAGCACUGAAUGUGAGUGUGAGGGCUGUUUCCCCUGGGUCCUGGGUAUCUCCACCGGAAGCUCUUACAAAGCAUUGAUAUUUCAUAUACUGUUAGCACAUUGGUGUCUCUUGAGGUACAAGCCCACACUCUUUUAUUAGUGGUUUAUUUUUAGGUUGCCUGAUCAUUGGGAACUGGGGAUUGCUAGCGUGAUGAGCAGUGCAGAGCAGACAGCUUACAGGCAGAGGCCAUGCUGGGACACAGCAGUCGAGAAAGGUAAAUUCCUCCUUCCCUUAGGGGUCUAGCCAGGGGCCAAGACCACUUUUGCUGAUUAGAGGGCAGCCCCCUGGCAUCACAACCCUAAGGGCCAAAUCUGCUCUUCCUUUGCACUGGCACAAACCCAGAUGUAAUUCCAUUGACUCUGGAUUUGGAAAGUAGAUGUUCACAGGUGUAACCUACCGCUGAAUUUGACCCUAACGGGUGCUUAUAUCAGCAGCAAAUCUGGGGGAAUCUCCUUACAUCCUGCACAUCUGUGAGGGUUGCUCUCGAUUCCUCCAGUGGCACAAGGUGUUUCCUUGCCCAUGAUAUUAAUCCCUCUUGCACAAACCACACAGUUCUGUCACUUGCUGAGCAGAAAGUGCUCUGCGCUGCCCCUGACAGAGCAGCUCCUUCCCAAGGUACAUUUCCCUUCAGCAUGAGUAGGGGGAGGUGCAGCCAAUGAGAAUGCCGCAAUUGGCAUGCAGAGGAAGGUCACCAACUACCCUUCAGGGGGUGCUGUUGACUCUCCCGGUGGGCUGGUUCUCCCCACGGGCUUGGGCAGAAAGGGAACCCCUGGCCCUGCCCCUCCUUACCCCCUUGUGCACCUAUUGUGCAUCUCUAGGUUUGUUGUGCAGAGGGUGCGAUUGUGCUAGGCCCAUACAUUGGUUGCACAUGGGGAGGAAAGUUUCUUGUGCUCUCCUUCCUCAUGUUAACCCACAUAAGGGCCAGGAACAAUCUCUGCCAUAAAUAGCUCAAAUAAGAAGGUCAGCAGAGGGGGUCUGAGGAGAACUUCUGCUUCCAUCGAGGCAAAACAGGGCAGGUGUGCAAUCUAUUAGGUGGUUAGUGCAUAGGACUGUGGGGUCAGGGCUCCUGGGUUCUCUUCCCAGCUCCAGGAGCAUGUGCAGUGUAAUGGUUAAAGCAGAGGAUGGCGAGUCAGGCGCCUGGGUUCUGUGGCUGAUUCUGCCAUUGAAUCACCUUCCUGUAGCUCAGUUUCUCCUCUUGUAAAAUCUGCAGAAAUAAUACUGCUUCGCCUCUGAAGGAGGAAGUGUGAGGGUUAGUGAAUUAAUGUUUGCAAAGCCCUUUGAGGCACACUCAGGUGAGAGGAGCUCUCCAUGUUCAGCUCAUGGUUAGCACAGUUUGCUUUGUAGAUGUCUGGGAAAGGUUUUGCUUUUGCGUGUUCACAUUUUCCUUGUUGAAUUUCUCAGUGCUGGCUUGUUGGAGUACACUGCCCUUGUUAUACUGACUGUCGCUGGAAUCUCAAACCUCACAGUAUUUCUGCUGGAAAAACCCUGUUUUCAGCCUUAUACUAUUCUUCCAGGUUUUUCACUGCUGUUUGCCCCGCUAAGUGUUUCUGCUGUCCAGCCAUUGUCAAGCUUCUAGGAAAUGUAGUUGACAAAGAGUUGGUGAAGUGUAACCAGCCUGCACACUUUUAAUUUGAAGCCUCUCUUUUAUUAUUCGUAACUGAAUAAAUCCAGGGAAAGCAGCAUCAGGCCAUGUUCAGAAAUUGGGCUCCUUGCGGUGUGUAGAAGAGGUGUGUAGAAGAGAAAAAUAUUUAUGAAUACUAUGGUGUAAAUCCAAGUAGCUCUAUUAAUUUUAUACUCUAGCUGAGGAUUUGGCCUAUUACACAUUUUAGGAUAAAUUUUUUUUAAUUCUUCUCUGUUUGUUGCACCUUAGAUAUGAAAACAACAUUGGGCCCAAUUCUCAUUCAUGCUAAGACCUUUUCACAUAUCUCUGAGGCACAUAAUAAUUGGCGGCAGAUCCUUAGCUGGUAUAAAGUGUCAUAAUGCCAUUGAAAUCAGUGGAGCUAUGACAAUUUAUUAAUUGGAGAUUUGCCCCCUGGACCCAAUCUCUGCUAGGAGGGCUGCUGGUUAGGGUUUAGUGAGUGGUUAGUGAUUCUCUUUCCUUGAUGUUGUCCUAGGCCAUCAAAAUUAACCCCAGCAAAACACAUGCGACAGGAGCUGAAGUGUUUUUCUCCCCAGCCUGACUUUUCAUUCUCAGGUUGCUGGCCACUUUUGGAAACCCUCUGGCUAUAAUGGGUUCUAGGGGAGAAGUGAAAGGACAGACUAACAAAGGGUCUUCGGAGUACUUUACUCUCUUCUCUUUUGUUCUGAUGUUAGUAUCAGAAUCAUCACUCACAUGGUCAGACACAAAAUCAGAAAUGAAGUGGAUUAGGAGAUUAUGCUUGGAGCAAAUCCUGCCACCAUAAUCUUACCUGUAAUCUGCAGGUCUCCCAUUUUACCUCCUUUCUAUUUUAACCCUGAACUCUGGAUGCCCCAGUUGGGAUCCCAUCACUAGCUCUUCCUCAUUGGCUGGAUUAGGAUUUGCUGCAUACUUAAAUGUCAGGUCCUUGUUUGAAGAGAGUUUUGCGAUUUUAAAUUCACUUUAGGAAGUGUGAAACUCUCUCUGGAGGGGUGCCUUUUUUCAGCUCUGUGACCCAUGACAGUGAACUAGAAGAAUCUUGCACUUGGGUGUUUGGGUUCUCUAAUUAGUGUAACUCCUGUGACAUCAGCUGAUUUUGAAACUUUAAGACAAAAAAUAGAAUUGAAAAAAAAAACCCAACCAAACCCCCAACAACCAAGAAGGAGAAGUCUUCAAAAUUUCCAUUCUUCCUGAAAAAUCCUGACAAUUUCUUUGUGUGGAAAUGGGGAACAUGGAUGGGAAAUCCGUGGAAGAAUUGAGUGCCACCGAGUCCCACCAAUGGUAUAAGAAGUUCAUGACGGAGUGUCCCUCAGGCCAGCUCACCCUGCAUGAGUUCAAGCAGUUUUUUGGUUUGAAAAAUCUGAGUCCAGCAUCAAACAAAUACAUUGAGCAAAUGUUUGAGACAUUUGACUUUAAUAAGGAUGGCUACAUUGAUUUUAUGGAAUAUGUGGCAGCUCUGAGCCUUGUCUUGAAGGGAAAAGUGGAACAGAAACUGAGAUGGUAUUUCAAGCUCUAUGAUGUGGAUGGGAAUGGCUGCAUUGACAGAGGAGAAUUAUUGAAUAUCAUCAAGGCUAUUCGAGCCAUAAACCAAUGUCACGAAACAAUGACAGCUGAGGAAUUCACAGACAUUGUGUUUGAUAAAAUCGAUAUUAAUGGAGACGGUGAGCUCUCCUUGGAGGAGUUCAUGGAGGGAGUACAGAAGGACGAGCCGCUCCUUGAAAUUCUCACCCGGAGCUUGGACCUGACGCACAUUGUCCAGAUGAUCCAGAAUGAUGGGAAGAACCCGCAGGGCUCGGAUCAGACGGGAAAGGCGGCUGAAUAGAAAUUUUCAAAACUUUUAUUUUAUUGUCUAACAUUAUUAAAAAAUGGGGGGGGGUAGGGA